GCCCCGACUCCCGAGAGCUUUCUGGGUUUUCCGACUUCUCGGCGACCGACGGUAGCGGCGACUUCCUCUCAACGUCAGAAACGUAUCUGUGGUUUCAGAUAGGCCCAACAACCAAGCAUGAGAGAGAAUCGAAGGUUUGAAGUUCUUUGGGGUUUCCGGUGAGUUGCCAGGCGACCUUUGGUUUCAACUCAGGUAUCAAAGUUGGUCAGUUCGUCGAGCUCUACCUCUCUGUAUAAUUAAAUUUGAGUUUUGAUUAAGGUUUGAAGAAUUGGGAUAUUUUGAAGUUUUUGGUUCUUUCGGGUUCUCUGUUGUAUGUGAUGAUUUUGGGUUUCGAUCAACUUAUUUGUUCUUAACAGAAGCUUUGGGAACACUAAUUACUUGUUAGUUAUGCUUGAAUUCAAGAAAUGGAAGAGUUGGGUAUUUGAAGGUUGCUCCGCGCUUAUAUAUUUGAUUAAAAUGAGAGAGAGAGAGAGAGAGAGAGAGCGAGAGAUGAAGGCCAGGACCUCCUUUCAAUUCUUCAGCUCAAUUUAGGCGGGUCUGGUACUGGGCCUGCUUAAAACAAAUUUCAACCCGACCCGGCCCUUUUCAUAGCGGCAUAAAAGCGUUUAGAAACCUCUCGAUCACGCGCCACAUUACUGGAAGCCCUAAUUCUGGAUUGGAAUGGCGGUGGUUGGCGAAAGCUCUUCGGCUCCGCCGGAACAGAAGCCGGUGAUCGUUAGGGUCAAGCGCAAAGCCAACCAGUCUCCAAUCGACGCUUUCUGGCUUGAAAUCAAUGAGAGGCCACCCAAGCGUCCACUUUUGGAUUUGGCCAACCUUUCACUCUCUGAUUCAUCUCCAAAAGCAGCAGCAGAAGAAUUGAAGGCGAAGAAGGUUUUCGUGCAGCAUGUAGAGACUGUAAGCAGCUUUGACACCACCAUUGACAUUGUCAAAUCAUUUGUGGACCCUACUACGGAUCAAGUGUUUGAAAGUAAAACAAAGGGUGAAGAACGGAGACACUCUUUAAAAAAUGACAAUAAACAAGAGAAGAUUUUGUCUAAAGCCAGACAGACGCAAGAGGUUGUAGCAAAAAAUGCCCGUUUUGAACAAAUAUGGAGGAGCCGAAAGGGAAAGACAGAAGAAUCCGAUAAAUUACAGGACAUGUGUCAUUUCUAUGAUGUUCUUCGUGUUGAUGCCGAUGAAAGAUCUAAUGAACUGAAACAACAGGAAGAGUUAUCUUUGGAGGACCAGAGGAUUUUGCAGAGUUACUUGCCUCUACUCAGAGAAUUCAUCCCAAGUGCGGCUUUAGAGGUUGAAUCAGAUUUGCAUGCUCAAAAACAAGAAUCUGAAGAUGAGUAUGUAUAUGAUGUCUAUGCUGUGAAUGAUGAAAUGGAUAUAGCGGAUGAAGAUUCUUCCCACCCAUUUCCUUUAGUGCAAGUUGAUGAUGAGGAUUUCUAUGAUGUGCCUGAUGAAUCAGAACAUGACACUGAGGAUUCAAAUGAUGAAAACAAUCCAAAUUUUGAUUACCCGGAUGAGGAAUUUGAAGAUGAAGAAGAGGAAUCGGACAGUGAAGCAUCUGAUAAUGAAUCAAAAGAUGAGAGUGCCAGUGACAAAUCCUUAGAAUCCAAGGAUUUAGAGGAACAUGUCAUUUCAGGAGAUGAUCUUUCUUUGGAUUAUGAUGAUGGUGGUGAUGAUGGGGAUGAUGGUGAAAACUGGAUGUGAACGUCAGCUUUUGUGUACACGAUGACUUGGAUCAUUCUACUCUGUGGAUAUUGCUUUUGCACAAGUACAUCAAUUCUCAAAUGUUAAGUAUGAAUUAGUGGUUAGAUGUGUGAUGAUGUGAAUACGAAUUCCCUCAACUUAUUAUGCUGUUAACACCCCAGAUCGAUCUAGUAGUGGUAGGUUAGGGCACGGAAAACCUUUCUUCUCAUUAUAGGAGGUCCAUCUUUUCAGUGAUUAACCUAGUUAGAAAAUGGGAGAUUUAUGUGGACUUAUCUUGUUUCCAAGAUGAAUUUGCAGUAAUAUUUUUACACACCCAAAUGCUCAUGUUUUACAGUAGAGUAACGAGUU
Rosa rugosa (rugosa rose) is the source of this 2046-nucleotide messenger RNA. RefSeq names its product RNA-directed DNA methylation 4. The record is from RefSeq and is a predicted model, not a curated record. The transcript has 10 exons. NCBI's taxonomy places the organism in Eukaryota, Viridiplantae, Streptophyta, Magnoliopsida, Rosales, Rosaceae. Bases 661 to 1698 code for a protein of 345 amino acids.